UCUAUUAUUUUUUUUUCUUCAGCAAUUCAUUCAUGUUUUGGCUUAUAACAGUUUUUUUUGUUGUCGUUGUUUUAACUUAUGUUUGUAGUUGUGGAUUUGCUUUAGGACAUGGGCUGGUGUGAGUCUAUUACUUGGAAGUGCUUUUAACAGCGCUGAUGUUUGUCGAUGCUUUUAUGGUGGUGUGCUGGUAAAAUUCACAUUGUUUUUAUUGUAUACAUGAGAUUAAUUUCUGUUGUUUUCAACAAUGUUAUGAAAUGCACCAACCAGUGCAAACUACAUCGGGCUGUGGAUUUUCUUGAUUUUUUUUUUUUUUUUUUUUUUUUUGGCGGCUCGCUACUCCAGCGUGUAUCGGCGGCGGGCUAUUUUUAUUGCAGCUCGUAUUAGUUGUUGCGUAAUAAACGCGAGAGCGCAUUACCCAAUGCAAACCGCGAUUUAAAAAAAAAAACAAAAAAACCCCACACAUACACACACACACACACACAAAAAGGGGGCGAGAACAGUUGUGAUUUCCAGCUCGGCCUCCCGCAGCACGCGUGGGUCCCACGCGCGUUCCCAGCCGCACUUUCCAGGCUCCGCUCGUACCUCGGGAGGCGCGACGCGGGCGGACGGGGGAAGCCGGGAUUUUCCCCGGCCAUGUCUACCCGGGGGACACCCACCCACCGCCACCUCCGCUCGGCUCCGUGCCGCGGGUCGCCCUCCCCGAGCCCAGCCAGGCGCUUUCCCCGCCGGGGGCGCGGCGUUGUGCGGCCCCGCCGCCCGCUGACCGGGCCAUCACCCCUGCCAUCCCUGUCCCCUGCCCGCCGCUCCGGGCAGGGCGCGGGGGGCCGGGGGGGCGUCCCGUUGGCUUCUGGGAUUUGUAGUUCUUGCUGCGGCCUCCGCUUUCCCCCCGGCCCGGCCCGGGACUACGAUGCCCACAUGGCCUUGCGCCCCGGCGCAUGAGCGCUCGGGCGCUGUAGCGCAUCUAUUAUACUGCCUUGCCGAGGAUAAAAAGAAGAGCAACUGGAGGGACUGUAAGGCAAACGUUGCUGGAGCUGCCGGGGCAAAUUUGCUCUAGGUUGUAUGGUUGCACCCUGGCAAUGGGAUGUCAGUCCCAUUCAGGGAGCAUAAAGGAAGAAAGAAAAUCUCCCCGUUGCUGCCUCAGUGACAGCGAGUGAGAAGCGAGCAGGAAGAUGUCGACGGUCACGGCAGCGAUCCAGGCUCCUCAGGGCCCUGUGAAUCCUCCACCUCCAGAGGUCACUAAUCCCAAUAAACCUGGCCGCAAGACCAACCAGUUGCAAUAUAUGCAAAAUGUUGUGGUGAAAACCUUGUGGAAGCAUCAGUUUGCUUGGCCUUUCUACCAGCCUGUUGAUGCAAUUAAACUGAAUUUGCCGGAUUAUCACAAAAUAAUAAAAAACCCCAUGGACAUGGGCACGAUCAAGAAGCGCCUGGAGCACAACUAUUACUGGAGUGCCAGUGAAUGUAUGCAGGAUUUCAACACCAUGUUUACAAACUGUUACAUUUAUAACAAGCCCACAGAUGACAUUGUCCUCAUGGCCCAAGCCCUGGAGAAGAUAUUUCUGCAGAAGGUUGCCCAGAUGCCUCAGGAGGAGGUGGAAUUGCUACCCCCAGUUCCUAAAGGCAAAGGUCGCAAGCCCUCAGCGGGCACACAGAGCACAGGAGCUCAGCAAGCCGUGGCCGUGUCUUCCGUGUCCCCAGCGGCCCCGUUCCAGAACGUCCCUCCAGCCGUGUCUCAGACGCCCGUCAUCGCUGCCACCCCCGUGCCAACCAUCACCGCCACCGUCCCUCCUGUCGCCGCCCCUGCCGCCGCCGCCCCGCCGCCUCCCGCCGCUCCGAUCAUGCCCGUGGUGCCUCCCACGCCCCCGGUCGUCAAGAAAAAGGGAGUGAAGCGGAAAGCAGACACCACCACCCCCACCACCUCUGCCAUCACUGCCAGCAGGAGCGAGUCCCCCACGCCGCUCUCGGACCCCAAACAGGCCAAAAUCAUCGCGCGCAGGGAGAGCGGCGGCCGCCCCAUCAAACCACCAAAGAAGGACCUGGAGGAUGGAGAGGUCCCUCAGCACGCAGGGAAGAAGGGCAAACUCUCUGAGCACCUCAAGUACUGUGACAGCAUCCUCAAGGAGAUGCUCUCCAAGAAGCACGCGGCCUAUGCGUGGCCCUUUUACAAGCCCGUGGAUGCAGAGGCCUUGGAAUUACAUGACUAUCACGAUAUUAUCAAACACCCCAUGGAUCUCAGUACUGUGAAAAAGAAAAUGGACAGUCGGGAAUACCAGGAUGCACAAGGUUUUGCAGCAGAUAUUCGGUUAAUGUUCUCUAAUUGUUACAAGUACAAUCCUCCAGACCAUGAGGUGGUGGCCAUGGCCAGGAAGCUCCAGGAUGUCUUUGAGAUGAGGUUUGCAAAAAUGCCUGAUGAGCCUGCAGAGGCCCCCCCUCCACCUCCCCCAACAGCCCCAGUGGUGAGCAAAAGCACAGAGAGCAGCCACAGCAGCGAGGAGAGCUCCUCUGACUCCGACAGCUCCGACUCCGAGGAGGAGAGGGCGACUCGGCUGGCUGAGCUCCAGGAGCAGCUGAAAGCCGUCCAUGAGCAGCUGGCUGCACUGUCCCAAGCGCCAGUGAACAAACCAAAGAAAAAAAAAGAGAAGAAGGAGAAAGAGAAGAAAAAGAAAGAUAAAGAUAAAGAAAAAGAAAAGCACAAAGUCAAAGCUGAGGAGGACAAGAAACCCAAGGUGGCUCAACCACCAAAACAAACCCAGCAGAAGAAAGCCCCAGCUAAGAAAGCGAACAGCACAACCACAGCUAACAGGCAGCCCAAGAAAGGAGGCAAACAGGCAUCUGCAACCUACGACUCGGAUGAGGAGGAGGAAGGGCUGCCCAUGACCUAUGAUGAGAAACGACAGCUCAGCCUGGACAUCAACCGCCUGCCCGGGGAGAAGCUGGGCAGGGUGGUUCACAUCAUCCAGUCCCGGGAGCCUUCCCUCAGAGACUCCAAUCCCGACGAGAUUGAAAUAGAUUUUGAAACCUUGAAGCCCACAACGUUACGAGAACUGGAGAGAUACGUGAAAUCUUGUUUACAGAAAAAACAAAGGAAACCGUUUUCUGCCAGUGGCAAAAAGCAAGCGGCAAAGUCAAAAGAAGAGUUAGCUCAGGAAAAGAAGAAAGAACUAGAGAAGCGGUUACAGGACGUCAGUGGGCAGCUAAACAACAACAAGAAGCCUGCAAAGAAAGAGAAAUCCGGCUCCGCUGCCCCCGGAGGCCCCUCCCGGCUGAGCAGCAGCAGCUCCUCCGAGUCCGGGAGCAGCAGCUCCAGCGGCUCCAGCUCGGACAGCAGCGACUCGGAAUGAGCCGGGACACACGGACACAAGCCCCAAACGGACACUGCCCCUGCUCUGCAGUGUGCCCUCCCCUCCUUCGCCCCCUGCUCUCGGGCCGCGGUGCUCAGGGCUCCAGCAAGCCUGUUUCACUCUGCUCUUGUACCAGUGAUACUCCAACAGGGGCUGUUUGUUCAAACAAUCUCCUGUGAGGCAGG
Molecule: messenger RNA, 3523 nt
Organism: Cinclus cinclus
Lineage: Eukaryota; Metazoa; Chordata; Aves; Passeriformes; Cinclidae
Gene: BRD3
Product: bromodomain containing 3
Exons: 13
Coding region: 1170-3338 (722 amino acids)
Biological process (GO): chromatin remodeling; regulation of DNA-templated transcription
Cellular component (GO): chromatin; nucleus
Source: RefSeq, a predicted model, not a curated record